Molecule: messenger RNA, 1554 nt
Organism: Penicillium malachiteum
Lineage: Eukaryota; Fungi; Ascomycota; Eurotiomycetes; Eurotiales; Aspergillaceae
Product: phenylalanine--tRNA ligase subunit alpha
Exons: 2
Coding region: 1-1554 (517 amino acids)
Biological process (GO): phenylalanyl-tRNA aminoacylation
Cellular component (GO): phenylalanine-tRNA ligase complex; cytoplasm; cytosol
Molecular function (GO): tRNA binding; ATP binding; phenylalanine-tRNA ligase activity
Source: RefSeq, a predicted model, not a curated record
AUGGCGUCCGACAUGACAGCCCCGAUUCUGGACGCCUUGUCCGCGUCCGAUGCGCCCCUCCUCUCAAACGAAGCCUUCCCCUCCACCCCCUCAUCGACCAUUAAAAGUGCGCUGGACCGCCUGGGCUCGCGACAGAUGAUCGAGUAUGAAGCCAUUGAUAAGGAUAUCCUCACUCUGACCCCUGAAGGUGAAGAGAUUGCCGCCAAUGGUAGCCACGAGGCCAAGGUUUUCGCCGCUGUGGUCGCCGCUCUGGACGGCCUCAAGAUUACCGAUUUGCCCGGGAUUGUGGGGAAGGACAACGCCAAGAUUGGUCAGGGUAAUGCCUUCAAGCGUGGCUGGAUCAAGAAGGACAGUGACAAGCUCCGCGCAAUCAAGGAGACUAUUGUCGAUGAGACCCGCGAGCUGCUGCUCAGCGUGCAGAGCACAAAGGCUCUGUCCGAUAGCAAGGUUCUCGCAGACCUGAAGCGAAGGAAACUCCUUACUGUGAGCAAGGAAAUCACCUACAAGUUCUCCAAGGGCCCCAAGUAUGCCCGAGAGUUCGUUAAGGAGGAGACCGAUCUCACCCCGGAGAUGCUUGCCAGCGGCUCCUGGAAGACCGCCAAUCUGAAGGCCUACAACUUUAACGCCAAGGGCGCACCCACUCCCUCCGGUGCCCUGCACCCUCUUAACAAGGUGCGAUCCGAGUUCCGCAACAUCUUCUUCGAAAUGGGUUUCCAGGAGAUGCCCACCAACCGCUUCGUCGAGACUGGCUUCUGGAACUUCGACGCCCUCUUCGUCCCCCAGCAACACCCUGCCCGUGAUCUCCAAGAUACUUUCUAUAUCGCCGACCCUCUGCAUGCGGACCGCCCGCGCGAGGACCCCAUCGACGACCCUCAUCGCCUUCAGCUCGCACAGACCUCCUCAGAGGCCCAGAACAAGCCUCUGGACUACCAGCAGUACUGGGACAACGUGCACGAGGUUCACGAGAAGGGCAAGUUUGGCUCCAUCGGUUACCGUUAUCCAUGGAACGCAGACGAGUCGCUACGUCUUGUUCUCCGUACUCACACCACCUCCGUCUCCGCGUACGUACUACACCAGCUCGCUGCUAACCCGCGGCCGGCCCGCUUCUUCUCCAUCGACCGUGUCUUCCGUAACGAGGCCGUCGAUGCCACCCACUUGGCGGAGUUCCACCAGAUCGAGGGUGUCAUUGCGGACUUUGGACUCACCCUUGGUGGUCUGAUUGGUUUCAUGGAGGUCUUCUUCAAGAAGAUGGGUAUCCACCAGCUGCGCUUCAAGCCUGCUUACAACCCUUACACCGAGCCCAGUAUGGAGAUCUUCGGUUACCACGAGGGCCUGGGUAAGUGGGUUGAGAUCGGUAACAGUGGUAUGUUCCGACCUGAGAUGCUGGAGUCCAUGGGCAUCCCCAAGGGCAUGCAGGUAUACGGCUGGGGUUUGAGUUUGGAGCGACCUACCAUGAUUAAGUACGGUGUCAGCAACAUCCGUGAACUUCUGGGUCACAAGGUGGACUUGAACUUCAUCGAGUCUAACCCGGCUGUUCGUCUCGAGAAGGAGUAA